AUCCUGUUGAAAGCACGUGGAAGAUUUUCUCAAAAUGUCAACAGAAGGGAGUAAGCAACCGUCUUUUAAGAAUCUAACGACGGUUAAUUAUGCCAUUCCAAAAGAAUAUCAGCAUUUGCCUUUGCAGGAACUGACGAAACCUCAUGUAGAAUCAUUUAACUUUUUCUUGAAGGAAGGCUUAUCUACAGCAGUCAAGAAUAUUCCAUCUACAGAGUUUGCUUUACCAAAUGGAGACCGUGUCAGGUUUAAAGUGUUGGAUGCCACCUUAUAUCAGCCCAGGGUUGCUCAGGGCAACAAUUACGCUGUUACACAAAGAGUGUACCCAGCUGAGUGUCGGGAGAGAGGUGUUACGUACAAAGGGUCUCUGAAAAUACAGCUUAUGUGGUCAGUCAAUGACAACAUCAGUGGGACUCUAGAUAAAGAAAUUGGAACCAUCCCUAUCAUGGUCAAGUCUGAUGGCUGUAACUUGAGUAAGCUGAGUCCAGCUGAUCUGAUAAAGAGAGGCGAGGAAGCAGAGGAGAUGGGAGGUUAUUUUGUAGUAAAUGGACUGGAAAAAGUGGUCAGAAUGCUUGUAAUGCCCAGACGUAAUUAUCCAACCUGCAUGACACGCCCAUCCUGGAAGAACCGGGGCAAACAAUAUACAGAGUAUGGUGUAUCAAUCCGAUGUGUUCUUGAUGAUCAAAGUGGCAUUACUAACAUUCUACACUACCUGUCGAACGGGAUGGCAACACUCAGCUUCACUUACAACAAGGAAAUGUUCUUUGUACCUGUCAUGUUUAUUCUCAAGGCUCUGUUAACAGUCACGGACAAAUACAUCUAUGAUGAGCUGAUCCAGGGGAAAGAAGAUGACACUUAUUAUAAGGGUUGUAUGGUAGCAAUGCUACGGCAGGCACAGGAUGAAGGCCUUCUGACUCAGUCCAGCAUCUUGAAGCUAAUCGGGGAACGCUUCCGCAUCAAACUUGAUCUCCCAGUGUGGUAUUCUGAUACAGACGUAGCCAGAUACCUGUUAAAGCAUUGCAUUGCAAUUCACUUGGAUUCCAAUACUGAUAAGUUCAACCUUUUAUUAUACAUGACAAGAAAGCUGUUUGCAUUUGCUCGAGGAGAAUGUGCAGAGGAAAGUGCUGACAAUACUAUGUAUCAGGAGGUGCUACUCAGUGGUCAUCUCUUCUGUAUGUUUGUCAAGGAGAAAAUUCAUGACUGGGUGAGAAGUCUAAGAAUGCAGGUAGAGAAAGAAGCAAAGCUGAAGGACAAAGCAGGCAACAGCUAUAGUGUAAAUGAUUCUUCUUUACAAAAUACCAGUCGCCGUGUCGAUGCAAUUACAAGGUCUGUGGAGUAUUUGAUGACCACAGGAAACCUGAUAUCUCGAACGGGACUGGGACUGAUGCAGGCGUCAGGUCUAACCAUUGUUGCAGACAAGUUGAACUUUCUGCGGUAUAUCUCUCAUUUCCGCUGUAUACACAGAGGUUCCUUCUUCGCAGAGAUGAGAACCACUGCUGUCAGGAAAAUGUUACCAGAAUCCUGGGGAUUUAUCUGUCCUGUGCACACCCCUGAUGGAACUCCUUGUGGCCUAAUGAAUCACAUGACUGCCCUCUGCCAGAUAAUUAACAAAUUGUACAGUAGCAUCCACCUGCCUAAGUUACUGUGUUCCCUGGGAGUGACCCCAUUAGAUGCACCUCCCGUGGGACAGUACAGUGACAAUUAUCGUGUUAUGGUGGAUGGGAAAGUCAUCGGCAACAUACACAACAGCUUAGCAGAAGGAGUAGCACAAAAAAUCCGUGUCAUGAAAGUGGAAGGUCUGAACAAGGUGCCUCCAGUAACAGAGGUUGGGUUUGUACCAAAAACUGAAUUCGCCAGUCAGUACCCUGGUCUUUAUAUCUUUACAACUCCGGCAAGGAUGAUGCGACCUGUUCGAAACCUGAGCCUGCAGAAAAAUGAGAUGGUUGGCACAUUUGAACAAGUUUAUAUGGACAUCAGUUUAAAUGAUGAGGAAACUCACCAGAAUCAAAAGAUCGUGACCCAUCAGGAACUCACAGAAAUGGCAAUGUUGUCUACGGUAGCCUGUCUGACACCAUUCUCAGACUUCAACCAAAGUCCCAGGAAUAUCUACCAAUGCCAGAUGGGUAAACAGACAAUGGGUACACCUUGUCAUGCUCUUGGACAUAGAUCCGACAACAAACUCUACAGAAUACAGACGCCCCAGACGCCCAUGGUUCGUCCCUACAUGUAUGACUAUUAUAACAUAGAUGAAUACCCAGUAGGAACCAAUGCUGUAGUAGCUGUUAUCUCUUACACAGGGUAUGAUAUGGAGGAUGCCAUGAUCCUGAACAAAUCAUCAUUUGAAAGAGGCUUUGGACAUGCAACUGUUCACAAAGCAGAGAUAAUAAAUUUAGCAGCAAAAGACCGUUCAAGUCGCGGCCAGAAUUCAAGUCUUGUCUUUGGCUGUAAGGGAGAUAGAAAGGUUACUGAAGGCAAACUUGAUGUGGAUGGAUUACCAUAUAUUGGAGCAUAUCUACAGGAUGGGGAUCCCUACUACAGCUAUUACAACCUCCAGACUGGUGAGAGCAGAGUAGAGAUGUACAAAAGUGCUGAGCCUGCCCAUGUGGAUUACAUAAAGAUCCUUGGUAAUGACCUUGGUACCAGUGAACUCAACAAAAUCUGCAUUGGACUUCGCAUCAAGAGAAAUCCUAUCAUAGGAGAUAAAUUUGCAAGUCGACAUGGACAAAAAGGAAUUUGUAGUAUGUUGUGGCCAGUGGAAAACAUGCCAUUUACAGAAAGUGGGAUGACGCCUGACAUUCUGUUCAACCCGCACGGCUUCCCAUCAAGAAUGACCAUAGGUAUGAUGAUCGAGAGUAUGGCGGGUAAGUCUGCCGCUAGCCAUGGUCUUUGUCAUGACGCAACACCAUUCAAGUUCUCUGAAGACCAGCCAGCUAUUGAUUACUUUGGAGAUAUUCUAACAAAAGCGGGCUAUAACUACUAUGGGACUGAGCGAAUGUACAGCGGAUCUAGUGGACUGGAGUUGGAGGCGGACAUCUUCAUAGGUGUUGUUUACUACCAACGUCUACGUCACAUGGUUUCUGACAAAUUCCAGGUGAGAUCUACUGGUCCUGUUGAUCAGCUGACCCACCAACCUGUUAAGGGAAGGAAGCGUGGCGGAGGAAUCAGAUUCGGGGAGAUGGAGAGAGACGGCAUGAUUGCUCAUGGUACAGCCUUCCUCUUACAAGAUCGCCUCCUUAACUGCUCUGACAAAUCCAUGGUGCAUGUUUGCACAGAGUGUGGAAGCUUGUUAUCUCCCCUUUUGGAGCGCCCAGCGGCAGCUGUUGCUGCAGUAACGUCAGAAAUGAGACGUAAAUGGACCUGUAUGUUAUGUAAACGUUCAGACACUAUUAAUGUUAUAACUGUGCCGUUUGUGUUCAGAUACCUUGUGGCAGAGUUAGCAGCCAUUAAUAUCAAAGUACAGCUUGAGGUUAAAUGAUACGGUAAAUGUCAACUCAAGGACAUUUGCAAAGGUCAAAAUUACAUUUCUAGCUUCUCUGUUCUGGUAAUUAACAUGUUCUGUGAUUUAAAAUCAUCAUGCCAGGAGUGGAGAACAUGCAUUAAGGCUUGAUAUCAGCUGAUCCAAGAGAUGACUGUCCAACGUCCUAAACCUGUCAGAUAGAUUGUCCAAGAAAACUGCAUCAGGUUCCUCAGUGAUGACUACAUGGUGUGUUUUAUUAGAUAAUUCUCUCUCAGUGGUCAGAGUGCAGGUCAGUUGUUCCCAGAGAGUGUUCCUGAUAUCAUCUUGGUUACUGUUGCACUGAUCAUACUACUUCAUGUAGACUUUGUCUCACUAGGUACAUAAUAAAGCUGUACCUGUUUAUUUUGAUUGUGAUUUUGCUCAACAUUACAAAUGUUCUUGGCCAUGUAUAAAAUUGUGCUGAUACACAGAGGAAGGAUACUGGAGAUGUCCUUUGCAUAUACAUAAUUAUGUUUGUGGUGUUAAUGUACAGAUUACUUCUCAGUAUGUAAAUUCUAUUCAAAUGGAAAUGUUGUUAUC
Ylistrum balloti is the source of this 4033-nucleotide messenger RNA. Its product is annotated as DNA-directed RNA polymerase I subunit RPA2-like. Gene Ontology annotation, biological process: DNA-templated transcription. The transcript has 31 exons. NCBI's taxonomy places the organism in Eukaryota, Metazoa, Mollusca, Bivalvia, Pectinida, Pectinidae. Gene Ontology annotation, cellular component: RNA polymerase I complex; nucleus. Bases 35 to 3472 code for a protein of 1145 amino acids. The record is from RefSeq and is a predicted model, not a curated record. Gene Ontology annotation, molecular function: ribonucleoside binding; DNA binding; DNA-directed RNA polymerase activity.